This is a messenger RNA of Platichthys flesus (European flounder), 3930 nucleotides long. RefSeq names its product FERM domain containing kindlin 3b (gene fermt3b). Gene Ontology annotation, biological process: regulation of cell-cell adhesion mediated by integrin; platelet aggregation; integrin activation. Gene Ontology annotation, molecular function: integrin binding. Gene Ontology annotation, cellular component: cell-substrate junction. Bases 1068 to 3005 code for a protein of 645 amino acids. The record is from RefSeq and is a predicted model, not a curated record. Lineage: Eukaryota; Metazoa; Chordata; Actinopteri; Pleuronectiformes; Pleuronectidae. The transcript has 14 exons.
AUGGUGUGUGUGACAGCAUGAGUGACGGAGAAAGUUAGGAUCGGGUGUGUACAUAUGAGGCUUCUGUAUCACAAAAAGGUCACGUCGCUUUAUAUAAUACAAUGAAACUGGUUCACUGGUUACACAUCGGAACCCACUCAGAUGAAUUUAAAGUAAGUUUAGGCCUCUAUUAGAGGUGAGGAGUGGUGCGGACCCAACAUCUCUUCAUUUCCAGUGUAUCGUUUGUGAUACCAGUCUUUGAAAAUACAACAACAUGAGGAACUUACACAUAUCAACUGUAAUUUCUUGGAAUCAGACUCCCUCUCAAACACACGCAGUAACAGUUUGAGCUCGAGAUGAACAUCACACUGUGGGAGCGUCAGAAAGCGGAAGUGUGCGUCCAUGGUGAUAGUUUGAAGCAGAAAAAGGAAGUGCUCUUUAAACUGGACAUAUCAGUAUAAGGUCAUCCAGUUUGUGUAUGCGUGUGUGUUCUUGUUACUCCGUAUCAUGUGAUUUUGAACCCUGUAAUAUAAUAAGCAGGGUCUCAUAUAUUAAUUUAAUAUUUAGUUCCCUCGUGCUUUUUUAACAGGAUGUGUAAUACACCUUUUCACAGCAGUUUUAUCCUCUUGGAAAAUGUCUUUCACAUUUUUGACACACAAUGCGAUGAUCUUUUUUCAUACUUUUAAACAUGUUAACAAUUAAGGAGGAGAUUAAGUGCAUAACCUCUCACUACUGACAGGAUAAUAAUGAUUAAAUUCUAAAAAUGUCCAUGAAGAAACAUCUGAUCAAUUUUAAUACCUCACGUGAAGAGAUGGUGUUGGCAGUGAAAUGGAUCUUUUAUUUUGACAUAAUUCAAUAAGAUCUGUCUUUUUUACAUACUAGAUGAAUCACAUUUAUCAAACAUUUAAAAAUCCCUCUCUGACCACCCUUUUUAACAACUUGUUUUCAGUUUGAAGAAAUCUAGAGCUUCUUUCUCUCCAUGUUUGUCUCUGCUGCUUUCCUCUCCUGGUAUCUGUCUACUCCGCUCCGUCACACCUGUCUCCUUCAUCCCUCUCUCUCUCUCUCUCUCUCUCUCUCUCUCUGCCAGUAUGGCAGCGUGGGACCUGGCAGUCACAGUUGAGGACCUGGGGCCCGAUUCCCCACCUGUCAACCUCAGCGUGACCUCUGAACUCCACGUCGGAGGGGUCAUCCUCAAGCUGGUGGAAAAAACACAGAUCAAGCGGGAUUGGUCGGACCAUGCCCUGUGGUGGGAGCAGAAGCAGCGGUGGCUGCUGAGGACGUCCUGGACUCUGGAGAAAUACGAAAUCCAUGCUGAUGCUCGGCUGCUUUUCAUGCUCCGGCACAAGCCCCUGAAGCUGGGUCUGCCCAACGGCAUCACCCUGAGGCUCCACGCCUGCUUCUCCAGCCCCGUCUUCCAGACCGUGAUGGGCAUCUGCAGGAUGCUCAACAUCCGUCACCCCGAGGAGUUCUCCCUCCUUCGGCCUGUAGAGGAGAAAAAGAAGAAGAAAGACAAAGACUCAGCGGAGGAGAUCUACGACCUGACCGAGGUGCCCCUCUCCUCAGUGUCUCGCCCUUGUCUGUACAACGGCAUGCCAGCUCACUUUGCUGACUCACCUCAGAUGGAGGCAAUCUACAAGAUGCUGUCGGUUACUCAGCCUCCCCCCGCCCCAGAAGUCAUAGCCAAGCAGUACCGCGCAGCCAGCGUGGUAGACAAGGCCCAUAUCAAUGGCAGGUGGUUGGACUCAUCCCAUUGUCUUAUGCAGCAGGGCAUCCGAGAAAAUGAUCGACUCUGGCUUCGCUUCAAAUACUUCGCCUUCUAUGACAUUGAACCCAAGUACGAUGUUGUGCGUCUGACCCAACUUUAUGAGCAGGCUCGCUGGAACAUCCUGCUGGAGGACAUCGACUGCACCGAGGAGGAGAUGAUGCUGUUUGGAGCUCUGCAGUACCACAUAAGUAAGGUGUCUCAGUCGGAGCCCCAGAUGUUGAGCUCCAGUUCAGCCAUGGAUGACCUGGAUUCAGCCCUGCAGUGUCUAGAAGUCAAGAUGGAAGGAGAGAGCAGCUCCGCCUCCGAUCUGCUGGAAAACAUGACUGCACCAGAACUCAAUGACUAUCUGAAGAUAUUCAGACCAAAGAGGCUGACACUGAAGGGAUACAAACAAUACUGGUUCAAGUUCCAGGAUACAUCCAUCUCUUAUUUCAAGAGCAAAGAGGAGAGCAUCGGAGAGCCCAUCCAACAGAUAAACCUCAAAGGGUGUGAAGUGGCGCCAGACGUUAACGUGGCUGCACAGAAGUUCCAAAUCAGACUCCUGAUACCAGCACCUGAGGGAAUGAACGAGGUCUAUCUGCGCUGUGAAAACAAGCAGCAGUAUGCUCAGUGGAUGGCUGCAUGUCGACUGGCCUCCAAAUGCAAGAGUCUCGCCGACAGCAGUUUCCAGAGUGAAAUACAGAGCAUCCACUCCUUCCUGGCAAUGCAGCAAACCAACACUGGUUCCCACAGUAACGCACCUGCCAGUGACGAGAGCAUCAAUACCCACAGUCUGGUAUCGCCACGCUACCACAAGAAGUACAAAACCAAACAGCUGACCCCUCGUAUCCUGGACGCAUACCAGAACGUGGCUCAGCUCUCGCUGACUGAUGCAGUGACGCGCUUCCUGCAGAUCUGGCAGGCUCUUCCGGACUUUGGUCUCUCAUACUUCGUUGUCAGGUUCAAAGGUAGCCGAAAAGAUGAGGUAUUGGGCAUCGCCCCGAACCGUCUCAUCCGCAUUGACCUGGGAGUGGGUGAUGUGGUCAAGACAUGGCGUUACAACAACAUGAAGCAGUGGAACGUCAACUGGGACAUACGACAGAUGGCCAUCGAGUUUGAAGGCAACAUCAACAUUGCGUUUAGCUGCGUGACUGCUGACUGUAAAAUCGUUCAUGAGUUUAUUGGAGGCUACAUUUUCAUGUCAACACGCAGUCGUGAGAAGAGCGACACGCUCAAUGAGGAACUCUUUCACAAGCUGACCGGAGGCCAUGAAGCUCUCUGAGACCAAAACACACCGUGCAUUCUAGGAUGCAUUCAGCCGAGUACAAACUCACAUACUGCUCAUAUGUUAAUGUGUAAACCCACUUUAUCAGCCCACUUAUGUUUUUAUCUAGUGUUAGAUUCACACACACUGUUUUUCGUCAGAGGAUGGAGGACUUCACAUGAGUUCAAGGCGACAGGUCCUCAUGCUGACUUCUACUUGCCUUCAGGAUGGAGUAAACAUCUGGUUCAUCAUCACUGGGACAAAAUCAUUUUGGAUGAGCCACCAGCUUCUUUUCUUUUUCACCCUUUAGUAUUCAAACUUGUAAUCAGUAUUAUUCAGUAUGCAAAGCUAAACUUUGUCCACCGCUGCAGUCAUAUUAUCACUUAAACGUUUGUAAGUAAUGAAUAUCAGUAUGAAGUGCUACAUUAUUAAAACAAUUAGAAGUACAAUCUUUGCCACAAAAACAUAUGGAUAAAAAAAGAUUUAUUAAGAUAAAUACAAUAAUCCACUUUUAAUGAUCUGUUGUCUUCCCUCCGGGUAGUCGGGACAUAUGGUGGUAACUUCUGUUUUUUGUUACGCAGGAAGCUUUUGAUCAAUUAUCUCCUCUCACAUGCUGUGAGUGUGUCCAUAUCUUACAAGACACAGUAAAGUCAGUCCGUUAAAUAAAAAACACAGUUUCUGCACCCUCUGCUUUCCUAGAGUCACAUGGCUAACCACACACGCAAAUGUUUGUUGGCUUGUUGGUGCCAACAGGCAGAGUGUGUCUGUGUGUGUGUGUGUUUGUGACCACUGUUAUUUUAUAACUUUUUAGUAAGAUUGACCAGGUCAUCUAUUCGCGCCAUAGUUUACUUAGCAUUAACAAUACAAUAGGAACAUUAAAAAGUGACAUUCGUUACGUUAAGUUGGUUUAUUUGGUUAUAAAUAAAGAUGCCUCCCUACAGUU